Molecule: messenger RNA, 1194 nt
Organism: Linnemannia hyalina
Lineage: Eukaryota; Fungi; Mortierellomycota; Mortierellomycetes; Mortierellales; Mortierellaceae
Source: the annotation of a GenBank genome assembly
AUGUCUGACAACGUUGAGAACACCCCCAUCGAGGCUGCUGUCGCCACCGAGACCCCCGCCGUCGUCGCUGAGGCCCCCGCUGCUACCGAGGUCGCUGCUGUUGCUGCCGAGACUGCCCCCGCCACCACUGCUGAUGCACCUGUUGUCAACAAGGAUGAGGAGAAGGCCAAGAUUCUCAAGCAGGUCGAGUUCUACUUCAGCGACUCGAACUUGCCCGUCGACAAGUUCUUGAGCGAGUUGGUCAGCAAGUCCAAAGACGGCUACGUUUCGAUCGCCAAGAUUGCCUCGUUCAAGAGAAUGCGCGACUUCAAGGACAACGCUUUGAUUGUCGAGGCCCUCCGUGAGUCCAAGUCUCUCUUGGAGGUCAGCGAAGAUGACCUGAAGGUCCGCCGCAAGGUCCCCGUCGGCCCCAUCGACGACUACCACAACCGCUCCAUCUACGCCAAAGGCUUUGGUGAGGAGACCCCCUCUCUUCAGUUGGAGUUGGAGCAGUUCUUUGGCGCCCUCGGUGAUGUUAAGCAGGUCCGCAUGAGACGCAAGAACGGCUCGAACGAGUUCAAGGGAUCAGUUUUUGUCGAGUAUGCCACUUUGGAUGAGGCCAACAAGGUCGGCUCCAGCAAGUUGCAGUACAACGGACAGGACUUGCUCGUCAUGACCAAGAACGAUUACUGCGAGAUGAAGGCAAAGCAAUUGGGAUUGGACCCCAACGAGAUCAAGAAAAGCCAGAUGAGCAAAGGAUUCGGCAACGAGAAGAAGAGACCCAGAGAGGAGGACACUGUUGAGGACCUCAAGGGUAAGGUUAUCCGUUUGAGCGGCAUUACCACUGGCGAGGGCGCAGGAUUGAGGGAGAUCAAGGAUGCCAUGAGGGACCACUUCCGUUAUGGAUACGUCUUCUGGCCCAAGGAGACCAGCGUGAUUGAGGUCCAGAUCAAGGAUACUGACAAGGAUGCUGCCAAGGUUGUUGCAGAUCUCCAGGCCAUUAACUUUGAGUUCAACGGCAUCAAGCCCGAGAUCACUGUUGUUUCGGAUGAGGACACCCAAAAGUUCUUUGACGAGAAGAAGUCGUGGGAGGCCAGCAGUGUCCGUGAGCCCCGUGCUGGUCGUGGUGGCCGUGGUGGUCGCGGUGGUCGCGGUGGCCGUGGUGGUCGUGGUGGUCGUGGCGGCAACGACCGCAAGAAAAUCCGCACCGACUAA